AUGGAGAAUCCAGUCGCCGAAAUCCCUACAGUCAUUCGGCUGCUCACGCAAGCUCCUCCAUCCCUCCAAGAGAAGACCAUCAAUCGCUACUUUACGUCGUCGGCCGCAUUCGUCCACCCUUUCUGUCAAGUAUGGAGCUACAAUGACAGUCGCUGGGCCAUUAAGAAGGUCUACCAAUGGUAUAAGGUCAUGUCGCCGCGGAUAGAAUUGGAGGUGCAUUCUGUGGCAUACGACGAAGCCAACCUAAAACUCUACGUCCAGAUGUCCCAGAUCUUCACCAUCUGGAUCGUCCCUUUCCACGUCGCCCCUGUGACUUUGACGACGGUAUUAGACCUCACGACGGACUCGGGCGAUCGGAAUCUGACGAACGGCGACAAGACGCUCUACUAUAUCCAGAAGCAGGAGGAUCUGUACCAGCCGACGCAGUUCGUCAAGUUCUUGUUCCCGCAUUUCGGUCAUUGGUUUGUAAGGCUGUUCCACUUUUUCGCGACGUUGUUUUGCGUCUGGGGAGCGUGGCUCUUUUGGCCGUUUAUAUGGCUGGAGGAGAAUGGGUAUAUUCCGAAUUACAUGCUCAAGGGGGGAAACCUUGUGUCUGAUAUUCAUCAGAAGGCAGAUGAGAUUAAGGGGGAUUGA
Molecule: messenger RNA, 633 nt
Organism: Aspergillus melleus
Lineage: Eukaryota; Fungi; Ascomycota; Eurotiomycetes; Eurotiales; Aspergillaceae
Exons: 3
Coding region: 1-633 (210 amino acids)
Source: RefSeq, a predicted model, not a curated record